Epinephelus lanceolatus (giant grouper) is the source of this 5873-nucleotide messenger RNA. The record is from RefSeq and is a predicted model, not a curated record. Lineage: Eukaryota; Metazoa; Chordata; Actinopteri; Perciformes; Serranidae.
GGAGCGGCCCACAGUUAGUCAUAGUGUCAAAGUCCAACCUGAGAGCUGCUUCACCUGAGAACAUAUUUUAAAUCAUGUGUCAGACUUCACAGUUGUCACCUUGUGUUUUUACUCUGAUCUGAUGCUGACGGUGAUGUUGACAUGUUACAGGACAGACGGAGACACAGAGCCUUGUGACGUCAGCAGAGACCCUCAGUGAAGCAACACUGACACAUGUGAAUUAGUCUCUGAUGUUUUCACUGGAGUACAGCAUGGCGACUGCACCAUCAGAUGAUGAGAAUGAUUUGGAUCACCCGACAUGCAGCAGCCCUGACUCUGAGCGUCCUCUCUUCAAAGAUGAACAUCAGCCACUGAAACACAGCAGGAGCUAUGAAUUUCUGCCACCUGACUUGUCUGAGCUGAGGGUUGUUCUGCUGGGGAACAGCUGGUCUCAGAGGAGUUCAGUGGGGAACUUCAUACUGGGAGAGACUAAGUUCAACACUGUUGAAGAACCAGACUGCUGUCUGAUAGUUAGUUGACAGAUAAAGGAUAAAGAAAUAGUUCUGAUCAACACUCCAGAUCUGCUGCAUCUCAACAUCUCUGUAUACAAACUGUCAGAACAUGUAGAAGACUGUGUGAGACUCUCUGCUCCUGGACCUCAUGUGUUCCUGCUGGUUCUACAGCCUGAAGACUUCACUGAGGAACACAAACUGAGACUCUGCAGAGUCCUGAAACUCUUCAGUGAUCAAUCAUUUGAUCAUUCAUUGAUACUGAUUUCAACACCCAGAGAGGAGAGCUCAGGUUUCAAAGAUGAACCAGACCAGCCCUUAAAAGACAUGAUCAGUAUGUGUAGAUACAGAUACCUGAAGCAGAAGAACCUUGAACGUCCAGAGCUGUUAACACGAUUGGGUCAAAUUGUAAAAGAGAACUAUGGAGAACACAUGAGCUGUGAUGUGUCUGACGAUGUAACACAAAGUUUACCUUGUGAUCAAGAAAGCCUUAAAAAACCAGAAGACGUCGGUUAUAAAUUGGAUCCUACAAAAGCUGCUGUUAUCAGAAAAACAACCUCGUCCCACCAGUCAAAGGAACUAAGGAUUGUGAUGUUUGGAACGGAGGUCAAAAAGAAGACACUAUGCAACUUCAUCGUUGGAAGCAAACAAAUCCAACGUAAAAUAAACACCAAAAAGCAAUGUGAGGUCGCCUUUGGAGAGUGGAGAGGAAAGCCUUUUAAAGUUGUGAAAACUCCUUACAUGUUCAGUCUGUCUGUGGAAGCCUUUAGAGAAGAGAUGAGAAGCUGUGUAAGUCUUUGUCAUCCUGGACCAAAUGUUCUGCUGCUGUUAGUGAAUCUUUCUGAGUUCAUUGAGAAGAACAGACAAACACUGAAGUUCAUCCUGAGUCUGUUUGAUCAAGAUGCCUUCAAACACUCGAUGGUCAUCAUUACACAUGAGGAGAUUAAUGCAAGCCCUGCUGUCAGUCAGCUCCUUAAAGACUGUGGAGGGAGACACUACAACAUGUUUUAAUUUUAUCUCUUUCUGUUAAUGGAUAAGAUUGAGAACAUUGUGUUUGAAAACAAAGAAUCCUUCCUCACCUUCACUGAAGAGCCCAUCAGACCAAAGUCUGAACCCUUCAGAGCAGCUUUAAACCUGGUCCUGUGUGGGAGGAGAGGAGCAGGGAAGACUUCAGCAGCCAAGGCCAUUUUAGGUCAUACAGAGCUUCAUUCAGUCUCCAGCUCAUCAUAGUGUGUUAAACAUCAGGGAGAGGUGUGUGGACGUUGGGUUUCCCUGGUGGAGCUGCCUGCCUUGUAUGGAAAACCUCAGGUGGCAGUGAUGGAGGAAUCAUUCAGGUGUAUCUCCCUCUGUGAUCCUGAGGGCGUCCAUGCCUUCAUCCUGGUCCUACCUGUGCGUCCCCUCACUGAUGAAGACAAGGGAGAGUUAGAGACCAUCUGGUACACAUUCAGCUCUCUUGUCAUUGACUUCACCUUGAUCCUGUUCACUGUGGAUUCAGAUCCUACAGCUUCAGCUUUUGUUAACUUUUUAAAGUAUAACUGAGACAUCCAGGAGCUCUGUCAGAGCUGUGGAGGAAGAUAUGUUGUUCUCAACAUUAAGGACCAGCAGCAGAUCCCAGAGCUGUUGGAUGCUGUGGAAGAAAUGAAACUGAGACCCAAUCAAGAUGAAACAUGCAGCUACACUAGAGAAACAUAUGCAUAUGUCCAAAUACAAAAGAUCAUAAAACAAGACAAACACAUCAGCACACUGCAGGCUGAACUGAAGGACCUGAAAACAAAAAGCAUGGUCAGCUGUGAUGAUGAGGAGCAGAGCCCAGAGUGUCUCAGGAUUGUGCUGAUAGGGAAGACUGGCAGUGGAAAGAGUUCUUCAGGAAACACCAUCCUAGGAAGAGAAGAGUUUGAAGCUGAAUCAAGCCAAACAUCAGUCACCAAACGUUGUCAGAAAGCAGUGGGUGAGGUGGACGGUCGUCCUGUUGCUGUGGUCGACACUCCUGGUCUGUUUGACAAUAGUUUAACUCAUGAGGAAGUCACUGAAGAGAUGGUGAAAUGCAUCAGUCUUCUGGCUCCAGGACCACAUGUCUUCCUGUUGGUGUUACAAAUCGGCAGAUUUACACCAGAGGAGAAGGAGACAUUAAAACUCAUCAUGGAAGUCUUUGGGAAGAAUGCUAAGAAGUUCACCUUCAUUCUUUUAACUGGAGGAGAUAAACUGAAGCGUGAGAAGCGGACCAUUGAGCAGUACAUUGAAAAAAAAUGUGAUCAGUCAUUUAAGAAUAUGAUUACUGACUGUGGAGGAAGAUACCAUGUGUUUUAUAACUAUGAUGACGGCAACCUCAUGCAAGUCAGUGACCUGAUAACGAAGAUUGACACCAUGGUGAAGACAAAUGGAGGCAGCUGCUACACUAAUGAGAUCUUCAAAGAGGCCGAGGCAGCUAUAAAGAAAGAAGUGGAGAAAAUUCUAAAGGAGAAGGAAGAAGAGAUGAGGAUAGAGAGGGAGAAACUUCAAAGAAAACAUAAGGAAGAAAUGGAAGCAAUGAAAAGAAGAAUGGAAGAACAGAGAGCAGACAUUGAGAAAGAGAGAAAACUGAGAGGAAAACAACUCAAAGAAAUGGAGGAAAACAUCAACAAAGAACGUGAGGAGAGGAAGAAAGAACAGGAAAUGAGAGAAGAAGAAGACAGGAAGAGGAAACAACAGGAAGAAUUACAACAACAAGAGUGGGAACAAAAAGUUGAAGCUUUGGAGCAACAAAUAAGAUCAGAGUCGGAAUCAAAGGAAACUACUGACAGAAAGCUGGAGGAGAGCAGAGAAGAGAUGAAAAGAGAAAGAGAACAUGAGGAGAAGAAACAAAAAGAAUGGUGGGACAAACGAAAUCAAGAAAAUGAACAGAGACGACAGGAAGAGCAAACGAAACUGAAAAAACUUCAAGAUCAGUAUGAUCAGAUGAGAGAAAAGUAUGAAGAGAAAAGAAAUGAAGAGGACCGAAUCAGACAGGAGCAGGAGGAGAAGAAGCUGAAAGAGUUGGAGGAAAACUAUAAGACAAAACUGGAGGAAAUUAAGAAAAAGUACAAGGAGGAGGCCAGAAAUAAAGCUGAAGAGUUCAAUGAAUUCAGAGAGAGUAAAGAAAGGGACUUUGCAGCUAUGAUCGAAAAACACAUGAAAGAAGUCGAGGAUCUGAAGGAACAGCAGGAGAAAGACAUGCAAAAGAAGCAAGAGGAAUACGACAGGUUGAACGAUCUCUCAACCCACAAAGAAGAAAGUCUGAAACAAGCCAUGGAUAAACUACAGGACAAACACAAACAAGAAAUGGCCGACUUGAUACUGAUACUUUUGUCCCAAAAGAAAGAAAACAGGAGGAAAAUAAGGGCAAUGCAGGAAGCACACAAAAAAGAGGAGGAGAACCUUAAAAAAGAUCUUUUAGCCCAUAACAAAAGAAAAGAGAGGGAACAAAUGGAGAAACUGAGGAAAAAACAGAAACAAGAAAUGAAAGCCCUGGACAAGGAACUUUCAACCCAAACCAAAGACACUAAACACGUAAGACGGGAGACGCUGUCCAUCCAACAUGAGCAACAAAUUAUUGAUCUGAAAAUGGAAUUUCUGAUGCAACAGCAACAAAACCAGAAGGAACAGCUGAACAAAUUAAAGAAAGAACAUGAGCAAAAAUUGGAUGAAUUCAAACAGAAACUUCUGGAAGAAAACGAAAGAAAUGAGAAAGAAAAAAUAGAGGAACUGCAGAAGAAUCAUGAACAAGAAAUGGAGGCACUGAAGCAAGUUAAGAGCCCGGACAAAGACGAUCAGGAGGAAGAGCUGGAUGAACUGCAGAAAAAACACAAAAAAGAGAUGAAUGAGCUGAAAGAGAAACUUUUGACCCCACAGGAGCAACAGUCCUGCUGCAUCGCAUGAACAAUCGUAAUUAUUUCAAUGUCACACUAAUGCCAACCUGGGUCCUACGUUUUCAUUUUUUAGGCCCUCUAAGCAUUCAGACUUGUCACCAUCUUUGAUGUAUACAGUUUAUAUACAGUUACCAUGGAUACAGACGUUGUUGCCAUCUAUCACAAGUUCAGUGGAAGAGGUAGUGUUUUACCUUUUUUACCAAACUGUAAAGCUGUUUACCCAACAAAACACUUUUUUCCCCUUUGUAUUUGCAGGAUUUGACAGUGAUAGUCAGUCACGUUGGUUAAGCAUUUCUGAACUCUCGUUGACCAGAAAAAUAAUGCCAAAGUUCAACGCACAGCGCAGAAAAGACCCUCAGCACCUCGUCAUGCUGCUGCCAUUUGUUAAAGUGUAAAUAUGUGGUGCUCCCACUGCAAAAAUUACUGAGCUAUGCUGAAAACACUAAAAACGCUUGGUAGACAAAGCCUCUAGUUAAACUUGAUUUGAGCUAUGACUCACCAGGCAAUAUCUUUUUUGCCAUUGUCUUUAUAAUGUUGGGAUUGUGGGUCGUUUAGCUUGGGACAUUUCUUGACCUCAGCAACGAGUUUCUCCUCAUCUAAUCUUUGUCACCCACGAGACACAGCAACAGCUACAGAGUUCUAUUUAUACAUCCAUGCUAAAGAGAGAAGUCGAGCUGCUAAGUGAGCUUGUAAGUACAAGCAGGGAGCAAGUGGGGGAAAAUGCAUUUAAUUCUGGGGGCAGCAAGGCUGGAAAUAGGACUGUGGCAUAAAGCAUCGCAAGAUAGCGCGUCCAGGAGCGCCGACGUGUGUCUUGCACCGCCAGUGUGGGGUUGUACAUUAAAAAGAAUGUGCGUAUUUGGAUGUGGGGCAUUUGCUGACAGGGUGUUUUGGCCUUUAGUGUAGUGCCUCUUGGGUUUUGGGGUUACCUUUGCCAGUACUGGGUUUACUGUAAUAGAUUAUUUCCACAUGCAUAUUAAUUUUUCUUUUUGGACUGUUUGUUAGUAUUUUGUAUAUUUAGUUUGUUUUUUAUUUGUUUUUGUUUUUUGUUUUUUUUGUUGUUGAAUGUGGAUUUUUUUUUAAAUACAAACAUAAAAGGGUUAAGUUUACAAUUUAUUUUAACAGGUUAUUGUGUUAACUGUAAUAAAUAAUUUCCACACGCAUUUAAUUUUUCUUUUUAGAGAUGUUUGUUGGUAUUUUGUAUAUUUAGUUUUUUUGUUGUAUAUGGGUGUUUUUUUUUAUUUGUUUUUGUCAAUCAGUGAGAUGAUUUUACAUGUUUUUGGUGUUUUAACUUGGAAAUUUAUCAUUUUCAAACUAAACAAACUAAAUUGAAAAUAAAGUGACAAGAAUAUUCGUUUGUUUCAUAUCUCAGUGUGAGAUUCUGAUUCUUAUGUAUAACGUAUGGUUUGUGAUUUAUAGUCACUGGAGACAAAAAGUUCCACAACAAAAUGUUUUCUUGACCAACAGUGUCUUCGUUAACGAGCAUUAAACAUAUACAAUCACA